CUGACAAGUCUGCGGCAGCGCUACCAGACUUGGAGGGGGGACAAGGCAGAGGGAUGGACUCCCGGUACCGAGAGGGACACGGGGGCCGAUCCUAGUGACGCCUCGGCGGCCAGCAUGUCCCCUAAUCCAGUCUGACUGCAGCCCUCCUCCCUCCCGAGGGGACCACAAUGACACCCUGGUGAGUGGAUGCACACACUGGACAGUCAUUCACAGGAUGCCCAUCGAGAACCGGGCCAGGAAGACGCUCCGGAACUGCCCCCCGUCCUGCGGUGCCGUGGACCCGACGCUUUCUAACCACCCUCCUGGUGUCAGUGUACGAUGGAGAGCUCCAACGGCUCUGACACCAGACCCAGCCAGCACCAGCCGGAGAAGAAGAGACCGAACCGGGUUUCCUCCCCGGCCAGACCGUUCCUGAAGGAUGUCCACGCCUGCUCAGCCAAGCCGCCAACUAUCGGACCCAAAUCCUCCAAACUCGGCAAGCAGCUGCAAGCUCCGAGCCGCGGCUCCAGACGUAACAUCACCCCGCUCAAAGAGAAGCCUGCCGCGGCCAGGAGCAGCACCAAGGCCGGAGGGACCAAGCCCAACAGGCUGCUCCAGCAUGGAACACCGGCCGCCGGCAGCCCUGUCCUCGCUAAGGCCAAGAAGGGGAAGCUCAUCCCCAUCAGCCAUGGUUCCCCUGUCAGGGUACCGACCGGACUCCUGGUUACCCAGACCGACAGCAGCUCGGACCUUUCGGACUGCCCGUCCGAGCUGGCGCCGGCGGCUAGCAGCGACGCGGAGUCCGGGACCGGCUCCAGUGACCGGGAUCACCUGGGAGCGGACCUCCCGGCGAUGCAUGCUGCAGCCGCAGUGAACACCAGCGAGCCUAAUCCGGUUCCCAAGGGGUCAGCAUGUCCCGUCCAGUCCGGUCCCCGGGUCACUGUAGAGAAAGCCAAAGCCACGACGAGUGCACAAGGAGGAGGCAAGUGCGGCACCGACGACGACGACCUGCUGAGGGAGAUUGAGGACUUGAGAUCUGAAAAUGAUUAUUUGAAGGACGAGGUGGAGGAGCUGCACGCCGAGAUGGAGGAGCUGCGCGACACCUACAUGGACGAGGAGGUCUACCAGCUGCAGGAACUGCGGCGGGAGCUGGACCGCUCCAACAAGAACUGUCGCAUCCUCCAGUACCGACUGAGGAAGGCCGAGCAGAAGAGCCUGCGGGUUGCACAGACGGGCCACGUGGACGGAGAGCUCCUGCGCAGCCUGGAACAGGACCUCAAGGUGGCCAAAGACGUGUCCGUGCGUCUCCACAACGAGCUGGAGAGCGUGGAGGACAAGCGCAGCCGGGCCGAUGACGAGAACGAGCAGCUCCGCCAAAGGAUCAUCGAGGUGGAGAUCUCCAAGCAGGCGCUGCACAACGAACUGGAGCGUGCCAAAGAGACUGCACCAAAGCGACGAGGGAUCUCCUUUAAGGACAAGAAAUCCACUAACCAGGAAGACAGUGCUGACCUCAGGUGUCAGCUCCAGUUCUCCAAAGAAGAGUCGAGCCUGAUGCGUAAAAAGAUGGCCAAGCUGGGCCGGGAGAAGGAUGAACUGGAGCAGGAGCUGCAGAAGUACAAGUCGGUUUACGGCGACGUGGACAGUCCGCUCCCUCUGGUCGAGUGCUCCAGCGGCGGCCCUCACUCCACGCGGGAGGCCGAGCUGCGACUGCGCCUCAAACUGGUGGAAGAAGAGGCCAACAUCCUGGGGAGGAAGAUCGUGGAGCUGGAGGUGGAGAACCGCAGCCUGCGGGCGGAGAACGAGGACAUCCGCUGUCAGUACGAGCGGGACUGCUUCGGCCGGGAGCCCUUCUCCAGCAUGCCUUCGUCGCCCUACGGCGGCGACGUGCUAGAGUCUGCCGGCGAGCUGCGACGCCACCUCCAGUUUGUGGAGGAGGAAGCGGAGCUGCUGCGUCGCUCCAUCUCUGAGAUCGAGGACCACAACAGGCAGCUCACCUCCGAGCUCAACCGCUUCAAGUUCGGGCCGAAUAGCGGAUCAGCCAGCGAGGAUGGCAGUGAUGGAGGACUCUUUAAAACAGGCAACGGCUCCAACGGAGGGAUGAUGAUGGAAGAGCUGAAAUCCGCCAGGAUGCAGAUCAACGAGCUGAGUGGAAAGGUGAUGAAGCUGCAGUAUGAGAACCGGGUCCUUCUGUCCAACGUCCAGCGCUGUGACCUGGCAGCACACCUGGGCCUGAGAACCGGCAGCCCUCGAGACAGCGACGUGGACAGCGACGCAGGCCGUCGCGAGGCCGCCGAAGACGAGGAGGCAGGACGCCUCCUUCUCCUCCAGCCAAAGAGAGAAGGCCCUAUAGGAGGGGAGAGCGACUCUGAAGACCUCUUUGAGAAAACCACCACCACGUCAGGGUUUGGAAGUGUCCGACCUUCUGAUGGCGUUGAGCUCAGUGCCGCAGAACUGGCCAACCGCCCCCGAGAAGAGCGGGAGUCCUUCGCCAACGUGAAGCGGGAAGCUGACAGACUCGGGAAGUCUGUGGACCGCCUGAUUACCGACACAGACAGUCUGAUCCUGGACGGCGAGCUAGUCGUGACGACGGUGGAAAGUCCGCACAGAGGAGCUGCGGACCCCCAAGUCCUGGACACAAUCAACACGCGUAUGAAGGCUUUCCGAACUGAGCUGCACAUCUUUGUGGAGAAGCUGGAACACGUCGGGGAAGGACUUCGGGAAAGGACGGAUGACCUCUCCCCGAUGCCGAACCUGACCGAGUCCAGCAGCUUCCUGUCCACCGUCACCUCCAUGUCUCGAGAUUCUCCCAUCGGCACUUUCGGGAGAGACCUGGUGACGGACUUCCAGUCCGGUCAGAGGGAUGAGCUGGAGUGGCGUGUAGGACAGAAGCGAGGCGUGGAGCCCCACAGCCAGGGUGGGAGCAGGGGAGCUGCCAGACUCAAUAGGUACCACGGGCCCCUGGUUUUAAGAGCAGAGCUACGGGAGGCGCCCGCUGCUGACGCGCACCAGCUUCGCGCGGAUCACGAGCGAAGGACGAGAGUCGCGUCGGACGAACGGGAAACUGUCGCCUCGCUGCCGCAGGAGGAAAAGCGGCCACAUCCCGAGACGCAGCAUGCAGCUCUGCAGUUGCCAGGCCUUCAGAGUCCGGAGUCUCCCUGGGCUCAGGAGAAGGCGGCGCUGCAACAAGAAGUCCGUCUCUUUAGACGCAACACGGCCAUCUUCUACAUGAAGCUCAGGUCCAUCCUGGCGCAAUGGAGGCUCGGACGCAAAGUCGAGGAACUCGACGAGGGCGCGCAGCCAGAGUUGGGGGAUGUCUCUGAGCUGAGAGGCGUGAUGCAGCAUGGCGAUGGCGACGGGUCCAAACCUGCGUCACCUGAUGCACACCUGCCGCACCAACAACAGUUCGAUGAGAACCGGCGAAUGCUUCAGGCGCUGCGCACCCUCCUGGAGCAGUUCCGGGAGGAGCUGCGUGAGGAGGAGGCGCAGCGCUGCCAACUGCAGCAGGCCUACGCCAACGACAGAGCCGCCUGGGAGGUCAAAUGGGCCGAGAUGAAGUGCCAGUUAGCACAGGCAGAGGACGAGGGGCGAGGCAAAGUGAGAGGCCAAGCUCAGGGAGGCGAAGGAGAAUCGCCCCGAGAACCCGAUUGGGCCCUGAAACAGGAGCGAGAGGAGCACCGGAGCCUGCUGGCUGAAAGUCACAACAUCUCGCUGGAACUCCGCUGGAGGCUGCAGCACGGCGAGAAGAGGUGGAGCCGCGAGAGGGCCGAGCUCCUAGAGCACUUCCAGCACCAGAGGCAGGAGUGGGACGGCGGCACUCGGGAGCUCCACCAAAAGAUUGAGCAGCUGCUGGGAGAUCAAAACAGCCGGCGAGGCGAGGGCACCGAGGACGCUAGCUCAGUCCAAGACACCCCCUGUAGUGGUCUCCGCUCGUCCGCCCCUGUGUUGAUCCCGCCCGUCCGCUCCCUCUCCGACUCUGACGCCAAACUGGAGGAGCAAAGAGGGGGCGCCAUGCGGCUGAGAAGCCCAUCCAAAAUCCCCUUAAUGGACGCUCUCAGCAGCCUGGAGGCCCCUCCGCCCUCCAGACUGGAGAGUGAGAAGAGGUUCCCCUGCAUUAAGGAGUCCCUGAAUGUGCUUUCAGAGAGAGAAGGGCCUCAUGACGAAGAGAUGAGCGGCGGCAGUUUGCUAAGAGCCAAGUCAGUGUGCUCCAUGAGCGACUUCCAGCGUCUGAUGGACAGUUCGCCAUUUCUGCCUGACAAGAUGCGUCACGAUGAGCGAGGCCAAGACGACGUCACCCCGCCCCUCUCCCCGGAUGACCUCAAGUACAUCGAGGAGUUCAACAACAAGGGCUGGGACUUCCCCAUAUCCACCGCCAGCCCGGGUCCCGCUCAGGAGGCAUGGAGUGGCAAAACCCCGGAAACGCGAGCAGGAGAGCCAGUUAUGGAUUCCCUUCAACCAGACUCCUGGUUCCUCACCACCAGCGCCAGCAUGCUGACCACUACCAGCACCCUGACCAGCCCUGAGGUUUUUAACAAGUCUUCAAUGAGUAGCACCGGGGCCGGCGUGGUGGCGGACAAUUACGAGUUCCACAUCCGCCACAGCCCAAGCAGACCUGGACCAGAUGAGCAGCCCAUAGAGGAGUCUGACAUGCUCUAUGCAAAGGGAGGUAAAGGGAGAGAUGGGAUUGAGGCACCCAGUGGUCCAGAUGAGGUGUUCCCCAAUGGGCGCUGGCCAUGUGGCCUUCUGGAGGCCGGCAGCCUAAGGACUCCUCCGAGCCAGUCCCCUAUUUGCUCCACAGUGGGCUAUGCCUCCUCACUGGAGCUGCAGUUGGCUCGGAAUCUGAGUGAUGACAUGAAGGAGGUGGCCAUUUCUGUGAGAAACGCGAUCCGUCCUCUACCGGGGCCCGUGGUCCGGGACACGGCCUGCCAGACCAAUGGUUUUACCACACGAGGCACUCAGACCACGCAGACUAUAAGCGUAGGUCUGCAGACUGACCUCCUGAGGAACCUGACCAGCAGCCCCCACCGCUGCCAUACCCCAAAAGGGGGCAGCACUCCCAUCUCGUCGCCAUCACGGAACACGAGAAAGGUCCAGUACUCGCCGGUCAUCCAGAGUAAGUUUGAGCGGCCCUGCUGCUCGCCAAAGUACGGCUCACCCAAACUUCAGCGCAAGUUGUCCACAUCCAACAAGGCGGAGCUACCCAACGCCAGCCGUGCUGCCACCCCUACCACCCCCCAGAAGGGCAACAGCGAGUCGGCGUGGGCCAGAUCCACGACCACACGGGACAGCCCGGUCCACACCACCAUCAACGACGGCCUCUCCAGCCUCUUCAACAUCAUCGACCACACCCCCGUCGUCUACGAUGCCAUUCAGAAGUUCAACAAGUCACCCAGCCGCUCUCACCCUACGCCGCCCCCCACCACAGAGCCCAGCGCCGCCCCCGGGGCUCUCGCCACUGACCCUAGGAAUGAAUACACACGGACCGCCAGGGGGCGCUCACCCAGCCCCGUACAGCUGAUAGUAGAAACGCAGGGUGACCGGAAUGUGGAGGUGGUGAGCAUUCGUCAGGACCUGUCGGCGCCCCCGGGGUACACGCUGGCCGAGAACGCGGCACGCAUCCUCAACAAGAAGCUGCAGGAGCAGACCUUCCAAGACGAGAAGAGGAUGCAAGCCGGAAGCCCGGGAAGCAAGAUGGCCGACCUGGAUAGAGCCCAGCCGGGCUGCAUGGAGGACCUGCCCCGCUCUUCGGUGGCCCCGCCCCUGGACGCCUGCUUCCUGAGGCCGGCCCGCCCGGCCAACCGCCGCCCCCCCUCCCGCUGGGCUAACCUCUCGCCCCCCUCCUCCUCCUCCGCCCUCAGGAGGAGGUUCACCUUCCCACCGCCGGGGUGCCGCGAGAGCAUCUUGGAAGGCGAGGAUCUGGCGUGAUGAUCCGCUACCUCUGAUACCAUCUCUAAGCCCCUAAGACUCAGAAGUCCAAACCUCACCUGAGAAACACCAGCUGACCCUUUUUGGGGCAAAAAAAACCGGAACUUCUUGGUAGAAGAACCUGGAAUGUACUGUAGUCAUCAUCCUCAUCAUCACGAAGAACAGAAGUACAAAUAUCAUAUUCAACAUUUCCAUCAAAGGUGCCUCGUUUGUCCGUCCGUCCGUCAGUGCGUGCGCCAUCUUUUUAUUCAUUGUUUACUUCAAUUUGUUCUAGAGAUGUCCGAUAAUAUCGGGCUGCCGAUACAGGUCACGCUGAGGGUGGCCGUAUAAACAACCUUUAACACAGUUACAAAUAUGCGCCACACUGUGAACCCACACCAAACAAGAAUGACAAACACAUUUCGGGAGAACAUCCGCACCGUAACACAACAUAAACACAACAGAACAAAUACCCAGAACCCCUUGCAGCACUAACCCCCGCUAUCCCCCCAACCCCGCCCACCUCAACCUCCUCAUGCUCUCUCAGGGAGAGCAUGUCCCAAAUUCCAAGCUGCUGUUUUUCCUUGUUACAUUGUUCAAUGCAUCCAGCGGGACAUCACAACAAAAUUAGGCAUAAUAAUUAGAGAUGUAAUAUCGGAAAUUAUCGGUAUCGGUUUUUUUUAUUAUCGGUAUCGGUUUUUUGGGGUUUUUUAUUUUUAUUUUUUUUUAUUAAAUCCACAUAAAAAACACAAGAUACACUUACAAUUAGUGCACCAACCCAAAAAACCUCCCUCCCCCAUUUACACUCAUUCACACAAAAGGGUUGUUUCUUUCUGUUAUUAAUAUUCUGGUUCCUACAUUAUAUAUCAAUAUAUAUCAAUACAGUCUGCAAGGGAUACAGUCCGUAAGCACACAUGAUUGUGCGUGCUGCUGGUCCACUAAUAGUACUAACCUUUAACAGUUAAUUUUACUCAUUUUCAUUCAUUACUAGUUUCUAUGUAACUGUUUUUAUAUUGUUUUACUUUCUUUUUCAUUCAAGAAAAUGUUUUUAAUUUAUUCAUCUUAUUUAAUUUUAUGAAUUUUUUUUUAAAAGUACCUUAUCUUCACCAAGCCUGGUUGUCCAAAUUAGGCAUAAUAAUGUGUUAAUACCACGACUGUAUAUAUCGGUAUCGGUUGAUAUCGGUAUCUGUAAUUAAAGAGUUGGAAAUAUCGGAUAUCGGCAAAAAGCCAUUAUCGGACAUCCCUAAUAAUAAUGUUAAUAAUUGUGGCGGUAUGGCUCGGUUGAUAGAGCAACUUGAGGGUUCCAGGUUCGAUCCCCAGUCACUGCCGUUGUGUCCUUGGGCAAGAAACUUUUUUACCCACCUGCUCCCAGUGCCACCCACACCGCUUUAAAUGGAACUUAGAUAUUGGGUUUCACUAUGUAAAAGCGCUUUGAGUCCCUAGAGAAAAAGCGCUACAUAAAUAUAAUUCACUUCACAAUUCACAAUGUGUUAAUUCCAGGACUGUAUAUAUCGGUAUCGGUUGAUAUCGGAAUCGGUAAUUAAGAGUUGGACAAUAUCGGAUAUCGGCAAAAAAGCCAUUAUCGGACAUCUCUAAUGUGUUCUCAUCUUGUGUCCCAAACCAAACUUCUUGUGGUCAGAAGCAGAGACACUUGAUGUCAUAUUUCUAUCGCGAUGUUAACGUUUGUGUCUUUCCCUAUGGUGUCAGGGAAGAGAAUGUUACGUAUCUUUGAAGGCACUUGUCCAACUAUCUGUCCAAUGUCUGCAUGCCUUGGGGGACACUAGCACUUUAGUGCACGUACAUAUGAGCGCUAGUCACUGUUACUAUAUUAUAAAAAAAAACUUGUUUUUUCUCUGUUUUUAUAGUCCACUGCAACUGUCAGGAUGUAUUUGUACUCUCUACUCUGUUGGACGUGAUCUCCUUUCUUUGUUUCCACAAUGAAAGCAUUAAAAAAAAAAAGAAGAAUGUUUUAGAUGAUAAUCUAUGUCCAAACCUAUAGUCUGUUGUAAAUAAUCAAUGGCAAUUAAACUUGAA
Entelurus aequoreus (snake pipefish) is the source of this 7914-nucleotide messenger RNA. Its product is annotated as microtubule cross-linking factor 1-like. Gene Ontology annotation, biological process: regulation of autophagy. Lineage: Eukaryota; Metazoa; Chordata; Actinopteri; Syngnathiformes; Syngnathidae. The transcript has 15 exons. The record is from RefSeq and is a predicted model, not a curated record. Bases 319 to 5901 code for a protein of 1860 amino acids.